Panthera uncia (snow leopard) is the source of this 2923-nucleotide messenger RNA. It is a transcript of the gene STARD7, whose product is annotated as StAR related lipid transfer domain containing 7. NCBI's taxonomy places the organism in Eukaryota, Metazoa, Chordata, Mammalia, Carnivora, Felidae. Bases 8 to 1150 code for a protein of 380 amino acids. Gene Ontology annotation, molecular function: lipid binding. The record is from RefSeq and is a predicted model, not a curated record. The transcript has 8 exons.
CGGCGGCAUGUUCCUGCGGAGGCCGCGGGCCCUGGCCGCCUGGCUAGCGGGCGCGGCGGCGGCGGGACGCGCGGGGGCGCGGGGCGGGGGCCUGCUAGCCCUGCUGGCCAAUCAGUGCCGCUUCGUGACGGGCCUGCGUGUGCGGCGCGCGCAGCAGAUCGCGCAGCUGUACGGCCGCCUCUACUCGGAGACCUCGCGCCGCGUCCUUCUCGGCCGCCUCUGGCGCCGGCUGCGCGGCCGCCCUGGCCAUGCCUCUGCCUUGAUGGCGGCGCUCGCUGGCGCGUUCGUGUGGGACGAGGAGAGGAUCCAGGAGGAGGAGUUGCAGAGAUCCAUUGAUGAGAUGAAGCGGUUGGAGGAAAUGUCACAUGUGUUUCAGCGCUCUGGAGUUGAACGCCACCCUUCAGAACCAAAAUCCCAGACAGAAGGGAAUGAAGAUUUAGGGGGCAAAGAGCAGCCAUGGGAAAUGGUGAUGGAUAAGAAACACUUUAAGCUGUGGCGGCGCCCUAUUACAGGCACUCACCUUUACCAGUACAGAGUUUUUGGAACCUACACAGAUGUGACACCCCGGCAGUUCUUCAACGUUCAGCUGGAUACAGAGUAUAGAAAAAAGUGGGAUGCCCUGGUAAUCAAGCUGGAAGUGAUUGAGAGGGAUGUGGUUAGUGGUUCUGAGGUUCUUCACUGGGUAACCCAUUUUCCUUAUCCAAUGUAUUCCCGGGAUUAUGUUUAUGUUCGACGGUAUAGCGUGGAUCAGGAAAACAACGUGAUGGUGUUGGUGUCACGUGCUGUGGAGCACCCUAGUGUUCCAGAGUCUCCAGAAUUUGUAAGGGUCAGAUCGUAUGAAUCCCAGAUGGUUAUCCGUCCCCACAAGUCAUUUGAUGAGAAUGGCUUUGACUACUUGUUGACCUACAGUGACAAUCCCCAGACUGUGUUUCCUCGCUACUGCGUUAGUUGGAUGGUUUCCAGUGGCAUGCCAGAUUUCCUGGAGAAGCUGCACAUGGCCACUCUGAAAGCCAAGAACAUGGAGAUCAAAGUAAAGGACUAUAUCUCAUCUAAGCCUCUGGAAACGGGUAGUGAAGCCAAGGCUACCACCCCGUCUUCAGAGCGGAAAAAUGAAGGUAGUUGUGGCCCUGCCCGGAUCGAGUACGCUUGAAGGGUUUUGGGAUAAGAAGGGACAGGCUGCUUUUAGCCCUGUCUCAGUUCCUUAUCUGCUACAGAAUGGGGACAUGUAUUAGAAAGCGUCUGCUGUAACCACCAGUGCAGGAUAACUCAAUAACUGGUGUCCGAUUUCAUUCAGAGCCCUUAUUGCUCUUUAUCAAAACAGGAGGAAUCAUCCAUGAGGGCGUUGUCAUAUUCUCAGGCCAAGCAUUUUGAAAUUCAGUAUUUCAUUGAGCUAAUCUGGAACAAACUUCUCACCUCAGGCCAGAAGGGGACAACUUCUUUUCGCUUCCUGAGUAGUUUCCUCUGCCAACAUUCCAGUUCUCACCAUCGGUUCUGCGGCGCUUGGGAUUUCCUUCAGUUCUGAAGGUCCAGCUGGAAAGUACAGUUGGCCAGUUGAGUCUUCAAUGAGGGGUCAUUGGGAGUGCUCUUGGUAACAGUCCUAGUGUUGAAUGGAUGUGAACUAUUGCUUGGCAGUGUAAGUGCCUUGUCCUCACCCUGCUUCUGUCUUUAGGGACAUCAAGUUUGUACCAAGGAAUUUCUGCCUCCCAAAUACCACCCCAUUGACUCGCCACCCCCCAAAGCAGUUUCCUUUGCAUUGACCAGUUCUUCUCUAUACAUGCACUAUAUUAAUUUGGAUCAUCGCCUCCUUCCUUAGUCCGUUUAUCAAGAACACUGGGAAAUGAAUCCUUUCAGAUGGUAGCUUUCUGUGUCAUCAGUGUUUUGAUAGGGUCAGUGGUGAUGCUCAAAAUAUCACACUUUAGGUUUGGGGUUUUUUUUGUUUUGUUUUUUGUUUUUUGUUUUUUUAACCUUUGUGUCAAAAUGUAGGAAUUGGGAACUUGAGUAGGAUUUCUCCAUAGUCCUACUGUAUAGAAAACACCAUGUUGAUGCAGGCAUUAUUUUUCACACUUCAGGUUUGACUGGAUGCUGAGGACUUGUCCAUCUUGGAAGGCUAAAGGCAGAGGAAUGGGGGUUGGGCCACUCCCUUGGAGCUCUCAGAGCUGUAGACAAGCUGUGUGAAGAAUUAGAUGUAAUCUUGCCCCAAAUACUAAUAUAAUGGGGAUGUGGUUUAUGUGACCCUUUUCUUCCUCUGCAAAGUUUUUCCUCCUCUUUUCAGAGUUAAAACGAAAGCAAAACUACACUGUUUGGGUAAAGUCACAAUCAGAUGUAUCAGUUUGGCCUGGCUGAUUUUGCUUAUGGUCCUGCUGCAGUCUGACAGAAUAGGGAUCAAGUUUUAAAUACUCCCUUCUCUUUUUUCCGUAGAAUUUAAACGGCUGGAUUUUCCCCUUUUUUCCUACUUGGCUACCCUUUUGUGUUGUUGAAAAGGGGAUCUAAGCCUCAGAUUGACUCAAACCUCUGGACAUUUUUGUUGCCUGUUAAGUUUUGUGCCAAGGAAAUAACUGCCCCCGUGUCUCAUGUCUUGCCUUCUCUGAGUCGUUGGCAGAACAGAGAGAUGUGUUGAGUAUCUCCAGCUUCUUUUCAUUGAUCAUUUCUCUCUUCUCAUCCCCAGGACUUCACAGAAGCCAGGGAAAAGCGCCCUGGGCUAUGUCUGAACUUAGCGCCUGUGAUUGUUGGGGCAUGGAUGGUGGUGUGGUUAAGAGCGUGUGAGUGCACAGGUGUUAAGGAGCUACGUGUUGCUCAUGUUCCUAUUUUUGGCAACUUGACCCUAUACUUGGGGUCAGUCUGUACAGUUACUUAUGUCAUUGUAAUGAUUUCACUUCUAACUGUGACAUUUUUAUCAAAUGUGUGAAUAAAUACAUAAAGAUUG